Eriocheir sinensis (Chinese mitten crab) is the source of this 3369-nucleotide messenger RNA. Its product is annotated as mucin-2-like. The transcript has a single exon. The coding region runs from base 1937 to 2956 and encodes 339 amino acids. Lineage: Eukaryota; Metazoa; Arthropoda; Malacostraca; Decapoda; Varunidae. The record is from RefSeq and is a predicted model, not a curated record.
CCGGUUUUGCCUGACCAGACUGUGCAAGACUCUACCCUUGAAAGUCACGGCCACACACACACACACACACACACACACACACACACACACACACACACACACACACACACACUCACACUGACUCAUUUCUCCCUAGUCACUCCCCAACAAGCAUUCAUUGACCCUCUCCCCUCAUUCAUCACUGUAACAGACUCCAAUUUAUUCACAAGUUAAUUUUCAGACUCUUUCUUUGGCCUUCUUUCCUUGUCUUUUUCUCAAACUCUCCCUCUCUCUCUCCCUCACACUCUCCCCGUCUCUUACUCUCCCCCUAGCAUUCAUUCAUCCCUUAUACUCUUAUUCAUCAUCUCUCCUAUAGUUUAUUUCCAUAUCAGACAUUUCUUUUUCUUUCAUCCCUCACUUUCCUUCUAUGUCCCUUUCUUCUCACUAUUCCACCCCUCAAGCCCUCAUUCUUCUUUAGUCAUCCCUACGCCUUCACUCCAUUUUCCUCCUUUUAUUACUUUAUCAGACAUUUGCCAGUCUUUUAUCAGUCCUAUGUAGCCUGUUCUGUUCCCUGUAAUGACUUUCCUAACUAGACACGCCUUCUCCUAAUCCUUAUCCAUGGUUCUCUUCACUCUCCUUCCCAUUCGUUAUCCUAUCAAGACAUUUAACAGUUUCAAGAUUCCUCAAGGUUCUUCAAGCUGGACUCGCCCUAUUAAUUGCACAGAUUGUUGAUAUGCUUAUUAGUGAGUGUCGGUCAUAUUAUUGUGUCGAUUCCGCGGCCUUCAGUACCUCCACCUAGAGAGUGAUCCACCCUCCUCGGCAUUGUUCAACCUCUCCCUGUCCUUCCCCAUUGUGUUGGCUUACCCUAGACAUAUACAACCCCUCCCAUCCUCUUCCUUAAGGGACGGGUAUCGGAUUUUUGAGUGAAAAAUCAACCAAUAUAUAAAAUGGACUUACACUAGCAAUGAGGAAUCGAGUGUACUUUUGGAUACUGAAGUGUAGUAAGCUUCAAGGCGAUGCAUGAAAACUUGCCUUUAAAUACCGUAACGUUGACUGCCUAAAACUUCAAUAGAUUAUAUCAUUUGACAAUAAAAAAAAUCAGUGAACAGAUUAACCCAAAACAAGUGUCCCUCUCCUGUCCCAAGUAUCCCAAGUUCACCAUCACUCGUAGCCCCCUCCCUCCCAGCCCCUGACACACGCCCAAGUCCCUCCUCUCGUGGUGGUGCUCCGCCUUCACACUGGUAACCACACCCUUCCCCUUGCCUAAAACUCACUUCUGUCCCUUCACCCAUUGCAGCCCCCUCCCAGCCAGUCUAUCAGGUUCACCCAACUUUCCUCACCCUAACACACCUCCCUGUCCUUCUGCAAGUAUCAUAAAUCUCCCUUCACCCAUUGCAGCCCCUUCCCAGCCAGUCUAUCAGGUUCACCCAACUUUCCUCACCCUAACACACCUCCCUGUUUUCCCCAAGUGCCUCAUUUCACCUUCGCCUAAUGUAGCCUCUCCUCACCCCUUCCUUCACCCUCACCCAUCAUUCCUCACCCUAACACGCUUCCUUGUCCUUCCCUAAGUGUCAACCCUCUCUUUAUGCAACCCCUUCCUUUCCCUCCUCCUUCCCUUCCUCGCGCUCGUCCCCUCCAAAGAGUGAGUGUGAGGUUCGGCGGCGUGUGAGUACUUUUGGUGCGGGGCUGCGGCGGCGGCGGCUGUGGUGGUGCCAGGCGGUGAGCGCGGAGCCAGGUCCCGUCAACCCGCCAGGCGCCAGUCCCCCGCCCGCCCCGACGCUGACAGCAACUCUCGCCGCCACUCGUGUUUGUUUACCCGGCCAGUGAGCUGUUUGGCGCCCCCCGUGUCCACCCCGCAGUGAUCUUACCCCGUGCCCCGUGUCUGCCCCGCCCCGUGUCGCACCCAACAUGAUCCCCGGGCAGCCCCACAGCCCCCCGGCCCGUGCCCCGCGCUGACAUGCAGGACAUAGGCCGCUACACGCUCCCCACGGACAUGGCCCCCGGUGGCCCCGUCAAACUGAGGGUCCUGCAUACCCCGCCCCCCCCGCCCGCUCCCCCGCCCGCCGCCACCCUCCCGCGGACACACCUCCGGGAGCGCCGCAUGGGCAGGAUCCUCUCGGGGCUCACGGAUGCCCUGCCCCUGCCCCUGCCCCUCCUCCUGCCCUCCCCUUCCCCUUCCAGACCCUCCACCCCCACCACACCCAGCACCCCAACCCGCCCUCCAUCAGCCCCUACCACUCCUGCACUAUCAUCUCCAUCCACCUCCUCCUCUUUUUCUCCCUCUUCCACCUCCUCCUCCUCUUCUCCCUAUUCCACCUCCUCCUCCUCUUCUUUGUCCCGCCCCCCCUCCACAGCUUCCACACCCACACGCACCCACACCUCUCUCUCAUCCACCCGCUCCUUCACCCCCCUCAGCAUCUUCACCCUCUUCUCCAGGACACCCCCCUCUCACCCCCCAUCUACACCCACGUCCCCCACGCAGCCCCCACUCACACCCACACGCCGCCCGUCCAUACCCACGAUACCCACGCAUCCACCUCUGACAUCCACAAAGACCCAGGGCACUCAGAAAACACCGCCCGUACCCACACCCACAUCCACACCCACGGAGAGCCCACCCACACCCACACAAAAGUCAUCCACACCAUCUACACCCACUCAAACCACACCCACACGCACAGAAAAACCAUCCACUUCCACACCCACAUCUACACCCUUACCCUCAUCCACCUCCUCCUCAUCCACCUCCACCUCCCCUCCACGACCCACCACCUUAGCCCUGCCCUCUCCUAUCACCACUACCCUCACCUCCACCUCCAAUACCACCUCCACCUCCACCACCUCCACCCCCGGGCCGAAUGAAGCCUCCCCACCGGUUGACUCUUCGGCUAAUGUGUUGCUUGAACGUCUUCAGGCCACAGAUCGAUACCCGUGGCUGUCUGUAAGUUGUUGUGGAGUGUUUGUUUGUUGUGGUUGAGUUUGUUAAAGAAUGUAUUGAGGUUGUUGGUGUUGUUUUGGGUGAUGAUUGGUGUUAUAGAGUAUGGCUUUUUUUUAGGGGGGACUUGAUUUGGUUUUCGUUGUUGUGUUAUUGUUGUUUUCAUGUUCUUUUUUUCUGUUUUUUUUUAGCUUGUUUUUUUUCGUUCUUGUUCGUGUUCUUUUUCUAGUUCUUCUUCUUCUUCUUCUUCUUUAUAUUCUCCCUCAUAACGUUUUCUCUUCCUCUUCUUUAUUAUCAACCCCUUAUUCAUCAUCCUUCCUCCUCCUCCUCCUCCUCCUCCUAAUAGUGUCUUUAGCAGAGGGAAGACUUUUAAAGCAGGUAAUCUCAUCAUACGCUAAUUGGCAUUCACUUACCUGGUACUACUACUGCAACACCUGUCUUCCUCCUCCUCCUCC